Messenger RNA from Glycine soja, 1334 nucleotides. Its product is annotated as tRNA (guanine(9)-N1)-methyltransferase-like. Gene Ontology annotation, cellular component: nucleus. Gene Ontology annotation, biological process: tRNA N1-guanine methylation. The transcript is spliced from 3 exons. Lineage: Eukaryota; Viridiplantae; Streptophyta; Magnoliopsida; Fabales; Fabaceae. The record is from RefSeq and is a predicted model, not a curated record. Gene Ontology annotation, molecular function: tRNA binding. The coding region runs from base 75 to 1097 and encodes 340 amino acids.
AAAAACAUAAGAAGUACGAAACGAAAGAGAGCAUUUCCGCUUAGAGCGUCUCCAACAAAUCCCUAAUCGCAACAAUGCCGGAAUCACCCGGUGGUGGAGACGCCGGCGCUCCACCGCAGGCGACGGAGAAUGAGAAUCCCCAAACUGAACGAACCGCCGCGGGUCCUCCAGUCCUCUCGAAGAACGCGCGGAAGAAGCUGGCGAAGCAGCAGAGAUUCGAGGCGAAGAAGGCGGAAAAGAAAGCCGCGGCAAAGGAGCAGAAGCGAAAAGAAGUAGAGAGAAAGCGGAAGGAGUGGGAAGAGAGCCUUGCCGGCGUCUCCAAAGAAGAGAAAGCGAAGCUGAUAGAGUCUCGAAGGAACCUCCGCAAGGAGAGAAUGGAGAAGAGGUCGCUGGAGAAAGAGAGCAAAAGAGAGAGACUCACUGUAGCGAGAGAACGAGGCCAAAACGUCGUCGUCGAUCUCCAGUUCUCUCACCUCAUGAACCCUAACGAAAUCCACAGCCUCGUGCAGCAGAUUAUGUAUUGUUAUGCGGUGAAUGGAAGGUGUGCUUCCCCUGCGCAUCUUUGGCUCACCGGCUGCGAGGGGGAAAUGGAUAGCGCUUUGAAGCGGAUUCCGGGGAUUGAUAAAUGGAUAAUUGAGAAGGAGAAUAGGUCUUACAUUGAAGCCUUGAGUAAUCGUAAGGAGGAUUUGGUUUAUCUCACGGCGGAUUCGGAGACUGUUCUUGAAGAGCUUGAUUUGAAGAAGGCUUAUGUUAUUGGCGGGUUGGUGGAUAGGAACCGAUGGAAGGGGAUAACGUUGAAGAAAGCUGAGGAGCAAGGCAUCCAAACGGCUAAACUCCCCAUAGGAAAUUUCAUGAAGAUGUCUAGUUCUCAGGUUCUUACCGUGAAUCAAGUGGUAGAAAUACUACUCAAGUAUUUGGAGACAAGGGAUUGGAAAACAUCUUUCUUUGCUGUUAUCCCUCAACGGAAAAGAUGCCAAUCCGAUUCAGAAGUAAAUGCAGAAGAUAUAAUAAUAGAGGCAGAGGAAGAAAGUGAACAAAAUGAUGAUAUAACUUCAAAUAAAAAGAUAUGUGUUGAGGAGGUCCCUUCUAACAGUUAGAAUUGUCUCUGGCACAAAGUUUUCCUACAAACCUGUUGAUCUUCUCCUGGCCAUCAAGACAGUAGUUUCAAAUCAGAGCUUUCACAUGCAACCUUAAUACUGACAUAGGGAAUUGGCAUUAUUUUUAUAUGCUUGCUUUGUAACAAUCUGUAACAGGAUGGAAUGAUUUUUGCUCCAGGGUUUUGGAUUCAUUUACAAUUGUUCUUAAUUUUAAUUUUACAUUCAUUUUCGUUUCUA